AGUAUAGGGAAGAAAUACGGAAAGGAAAAGCAUUAGUUCACUCUCGAAAGAAAAUUUUUCGUCCACAUUCAACCUAAUUAAUUUUUUUGAGUCUAGCACUUACCCCUUUACUUCAUUUAAAAUUUAACCCAAAACAAGUACUACAAGAUGGCGCCCAAACCUAAUAAAAAGGAGGAGAAGAACAAGUUCACGGACCCUGAGAUCCUUAUGGCAAUCGUCAUGAUGAAAGUGAGUUGUUCCUGACACUGAUGAAGUUCUCUAUUGUCGUAGCUAGGUGCUGCACUGUCUAAGGCCCAUGUAAGUAAGGUGAAGGCUGGGCUUCAAUAGCCAAAAGCCUGGCUUGCAUUAGCCUUUGUCUGUGUCCAUUGAGAACGCAGGUCUGGCUCUGAUCUAUGUAUUUGACUACUACUUUUGCUUUCGCUUCUUCGAUCAAGACAGAUCGCAGGAGUAUUUUGUCCGUCCCGCUUGAAGACUUUUAGCUAAUACUAUGUGUUGACACUCAAAACCUCACUACUCUAACAAGCGGACGCACAUGACGGCAAUCUUGCAGAAGAUGAAAACCAGAGAAGCAGCCAUUUCUGGAUUUGUCGAAGAUGCGCCGACGUUUAAACUUUUCAAAGAGUGGCUCAUUGACUGCGGAAACCGUGACGGCAAGGUUCUACCCAUCCGCUUUUUUCUGUGUGUUGUCUAACUAACUACAGCUGAUUACACAGCAAUCUAACUGUCCGUAAGAUAUAUUUUAUUCCUUCGUAUGACCUUGAAUAUGCUCUAGCUCUAAUCUGUAAAUGCCCGGAAUUUACAACAAGGUUACUCAUUAGAGCACUCGUCUAGGUAUUGGAUAGGACUUCUCUACCUAUCAUCAUCAUCAUCAUCAUCAUAAACAUCACCUUUCUCUCUCUAGCCGCGCACGGACAAAGUAUUGCAAAAAGCGCUGACACACCAGGGUUGCGACGCGAUCCGCAAAGAAGCCGUCGACAAUCAAGGUAUCUACAUUUCCUAACGUUGUUGCUUUAGUAGUCUCGUACCUCGCUUCAUUAAUACAAUGACGAUUUUUUUUGUAAUUGCUCUCGCACUAAACGUCAACACAUUCAAUUGUAAUCAUCGAUGUAUACCUACAUCGACGAAGAACGUUCAACCAAAAUAGGACAACUUCUAUAACCAAACCGUGCUUUUCUCCGAAUAUUUGUCGAUUCUAGAAGCGCGCUUGCAGUUGAUUAUAGAAGCUGUCCUAUGUUACAUCGAUAGAAAGCUUCAAAAUAAAACUUUUGGGAACUUAUCAAAAUCAACAAACGUCUCAGCUUUCUCCCGCUAUGUGGACCAGCCGAAAAAAGCAACUGCACAGUUUGCCAAUUUUCUCGCUGGCCCCAUGAUGGUCCCAGUCGAAGAUGAUCGAAGAGAAUUUAUCCUAGAGUCUGAGUGGAUCAAUAUUAAGGUACAUCAUCAAUCUUUUGCUUAAGCCUACACCUAGAGCAUCUUUCUUCCCAGUGAAUGGUCGGCAACGAACUACAAAAACCUUCAUCGUUCAUGUUUAUCGUAGAGCACGUAGCAUCCUCCUACACCUACUAAUGUUGACUCUACCGAGUAAGACAUCCAGUCGCCUCCUCGUCUAAACCUCAAAUCACUCACCUACCCAUAUGAGCAAUAAACCACUAUUGGCAAUCGCCUUAGCUUCCCCAUACAAACAGGCGAGCCUCUCGCGUGCGAUCGAUUCCAGUUCUAGCCUGUCUGCCACUACUACGUGCUUGGAGAUACUCGGGAAGGCUUGCUCCAACCACAAGCUGGAUCAAUGGGCUCGAGAAACAGCCCUUCUACAAAAAAAAGCUCAUUUGUUGAUUGACGACGGUUCGAGUUACUACCGCCGCAUGAAGAUGAACCUCGACGAGCAAAUUUAUGGGCCAUAGGAUAGAUGUUUUUGACUUGUUUUUUACCUUAUUCUUUAGAUUUGACUUUGCAUAUCUUAUUAUCAUUCGUUUCACUCAGAAACGCAUCUGUAUUGAAAUACGAGUGAUCCACUCUAACACUUGCUGGCUGCAAACAACCUCCUCACGGAAACCGCCCGCAAGGCGUUGCAGUAUCUGCUGAUGAAGGCGAGCGUCAAAUAUAUCGUCGAUGCUUUAGCGGAUAAGUUAAGGCUUGCUGUCAUUCAUCCUAAUGCUGCGCGAGCGCGUCUUUCAUUCUCUAGAAGAAUGAAUGAACGCGGACGCAUCAAAGCCAGCAACGCUCUUCCGGAUGAAUAGCACCACACUCUAAAGAAAGCAAAAGCAAAUGAGUGCCCAUUGACGACCGUGCGCAAUGUAUUAAGAACUUGCUUUACUGUCUCCUCCCCUCCUACAAUUGCUUUGUCUAUAUUCUAUAAUCUCACCUCUUAUAGAUAUAAUUACCUUUUCUAUAAUCACAGUUGGUAGAAAAAGGUGUAUCUUCGCUGCACUUGAAUUAUCGAAGAAUGCCAACGAUUAGGAUUGCUCUGCUAUUGUAUCCAUGAAAGGAACUGUUGUCUCGUUAUCCCCAGACAUUUUCGGACGCCGACGUCUUUUCUCCUCUCUUCCUCAGCUGCUCCGGUCGGCGACAUUACGACCUGUGUGCGACAUGUGUCCUGUUUUGGGCCUAUGGCGGGACGAGUUAGAGCCAUGUGAAACGGCAAGAGACGUUUACUUAUGGCACACACUACAGCUAUAAACGCAUGAUCUUUGAUAUUGUUCGACUGCUAGAGUCAGCUCUGCAUCCACCAACGACCACGAGAGGCGCUAUGAGCCACGACGAAGCUCUCUGUCUCUCAUCUAGUUCUAUUUACUUUGUUCUUCCUAUCCUCGCUUGUUUUCUUCUAUCUUGUAUCAUUAGCGACUCUCUCAAGACUAGGAGUUUUGUCUUAGCAGAGCGAUGUUCUGUAAUGUUUUUUAUGUCCCAAAUGGUCCUUGCGCCACAACCUUACAUAUUCCUUCAGUUCCAUCGAGUACGCAUAUUUAUAGAGAGACCUCGCUUUCCUUCUAAACAACCUGUGGUACUGUUUUAAAGAAGGGCGCGAACCGUUCCACCCCUCGUGGGAGGAUGAGCUUAAGGCCUGGCGUGAUUCAUUUUAAGGACCACCCUUCACACGUUUCGAAGGGCACACAGACACAUGCGAAAGAUGACUCUUAAGAUGGAUGCAACUAAGCUCUAACGAAAAAAGAAUGUUGGAAUUGAUCGAUUAUCGCUUGCAGUCUGCAUCUGGUAGAGCAGGAGAAGAUGAAGUGUGUGGAAGCAAAAAGCGAGCAGCAACAACGCCUGCCACCCGUGGCAAAGAAACGAGAAAGUACUAACUUCCUACCCAUCAAAUAACUUUACUGAUCUUUUCGUUAGAAGUGAGUUGUUGGACUCCAUGAGAAGGCAUUACUUCGAGCUCUUCUACGAGAAUGCUUCUUCAUCUUUUUCUUCAUAGCGUGAUAGGUAAAGCUGGCGUCCUCUGUUCGUCAGCUUCGUUUUUCGUUCUUACAGCCCAAUAUUGAAGGUACGCACACCACGGGAUGAAGGAUGAGAGUGAUUUUUUGGGUUUCUUGCCGAAAGAGCUAAGGAUGCUAAGCAACAAUAACAACGACACGGUGACGAGUGGCUCCAUGCUCGGCGGUGGCAACGGCUUGGACGAAGAGAUGAUCGAAGAGUUCCAGGCGAUGGGUCUGUCAAUGGAUAUGGAUGCCGAUAUCGCAGGCGAUGAGACGCGCAAGGAACUGAUGGAGAUGCGCAAGAAACCAGAGACAAAUGAGGAGGAGGAGAAUCCUGCUCAGCUGCGCGUCAACACACCCACCGCCCACCUUACGAUCACUCGUCCAUCUCCCUUCAUACCCUAGCAUCUUUUCAUUGAAUCACCCACAUCCAUCGACAGGCUGUUGCCAAUGCUUCAUAAGACGCCAAGCAUGAGUCAAUGUCUAGCGUAUUUCUUGCUGGUGUCUAGCUACCCGAGCCCCAAAUACUCACUGUCUCUUGCUCUAAUCAUCGCGUCACCAUUGCGGAAUCUGCAUUACGUCGCAACCACGCACGAAUUCAGACGAAGCUCAACGAAUUAGAGCAGCAGGAGGGUCCCGAAGUCUUGCCAAUGAUCAACAGGCUCUACGACUGGUUAUUGAAGAACCCGCUGCCUCAACCUGAGUCCAUUAUGUUCAGGGUGAGAACUAUAUGAUACAGAAGAUCGGCCUCAUGUCAUCAGCGCACAGGAUGACCUCGCAGAAAGAGUAAGUCAGUGUCUAAAACGAGUUGUUUUUUUUAGCAUGGAGCACACUGAUUAUGUUGGCCUGUUGAUGCAUUCUUCUUGCUCUAAUGCUAAUCCCCAAGAAGACGAGCAAGGCAGCAAAGAUAGAAACGAAGCUGAAGCGAAAAGCACUACCGAUGGCACUUCUCAAGGACAGACUUCUAGUGAAGCCCGAUCGGAGAAGCGCGAACGUCUACUACCGUAUUCAUCCUUCCUUGGAAUUUUACAGCUGCUACACAUGAACAUCACUAAAAUAAGCAUCGCUUGGCUUCCUAGUGGACAAACGGAGUCAGGCUUAUUAUUUUUGUGUCAUUCGGGGUGAGAUCGUUUUCGUCUGGGGCUAAAUACUUCUACUUAGUAUUGUUUUACUUUUUUGCUCUACAACUCAACUUCAGCUCAGCAGACGACGAAGACGCGAAAACGAAGGACUCAGAGGACAAAAUAGAUCCCGGUUACCCUAAGGUGGACAUCGACGGGAAGUUCUGCCCUAUCCGUGUGUACGGCCUGGCCGAUUGAAAAAUUGAAGAAGAAGAAAAAGAAGAACACCCUGAGCACCUUUGUAUAAUUUCUUCCUGCUCGGAGUAAUAUCUUCUAUUUCUCUCGUUUCAAUCAGUUGCGGCUGUCAUAAAAGCGCGUACGGUGUAGUUAUGGCUAAAAGGAACUCUAACGCCUCAAAGUCUUAAACCAUACUGCAUAGUCCGCAACAAAUCCACUUCUUGAAUUGUCAUAGGCAGCAGCUCGGACUCAGUCUAAUCAGUCAAAAGACUUCUCCAUUCAAUUCAUGAGGAGCAACUUAAUGUGUACAAAUCUAAUACUGACCCGAAGUCUACUGAAGAACUUGUGCCAUGGGUGAAGACGUCGAAGGGCACACCGACUUGGGACUUGUAUAUGGCCUUGAGGGACUCGGUAAAUCCUUUUUUUUAUUGGAGGACUAGGCUUCGUCUAUCCUUUCCAUGUAAAGCGCUUUCUUUGCACUCUAAGUGUAACGUGAUGAAAGACUGAACUUUUAGGAGCACAUAGCUCUUGCUCGUAUUUUUUCUUGCUGAUGAAUAGUUCCGAGAGAUUACGCCUGACUUCGUUGUUGUGGGAUCAUACUUAGCAGCGCAUCGCGCUUCCAACAAUAUUGGUAUUGCAAGUUCAUGAAAAAUGAUUAUCUUGCGACUUUUAUCUCGUAAAUUUUCCAGUUCUACGUAAAGCUGAGAGACUUGGUCGAGGAGAAGGACUUUGCAGAAUUGUUGUUAUGAAGCAAGCACUUUUUGAGUCUAUGUCUCUGCUACCUACAAGUAUAUAUAAGUCUCUGCUUGUAUAGAGUUCAGGGACUUCUUUCCCCCGCUAAAUAAAUAGUCUCGAUGUGUCAAAAUUUCAGUGGAGAUGAAGACAGCAACCUGGAGUCACUAGAUGCAAGUCCUUGCUUUCAACGAUAGAGAUAGUCCUGCAUUGAAUUUGCAUCGUCGUUGUUACCAGUUUCAUGCAAAAAGCUUACUGCUCACUUGGUUGCUAUGGUUUAACUUUGAAUAUAACUUAAGCUACAUAUGCUGCAUCAAGUAUAACCGUAGGAACUUGAUCUGGUCAAGCAUAUCUUCUGAAGGUACUUCGGGGAAAGCAAGUCCAUUUACUUUAGUGUCUAUGCGUAGAAUCUAAUCAUCCGCGACCUGCAUAAGCUAAACAAGAAAUACGACCCAAACAAACUCACCGACCCGCCUGUUCUUUCCGGAAAGGUGUUGAUGGAAUUCGUGUGCAGUGUCCGAGGCAAAUUCGCUGAUCCAAUCUUAUGACUGUUCGCUACCGUAGCGCUAAUUACUCUUAGCUUGAGAGCCAAGCCAAUUUUUCACAAAGACAAGUCACUCAGUUACUUCGUUGUAAAUCACAUAUUGUCAUACCUUUCUAAUACGUGAAGUCAUGCGCGACGGCAGCUUGGCAGAGUAUGGAGACGUCAUUUUAUGGCUAUGGGAUUUGCUGGUCCCCUUUGCUAGUAAGCUUAAGCUCUACCGUAGCGCAAGCGUCGUCUCGAAGUCUGUUCUUUAUCUGAAUCCGCAGUCUUCAUCUGCAUCCCUCAGACCUAGUCUGUCUAUAAGAGAGCUAGCAUAGAUAAAACGAGGCAGGUGGUCGCUGUGAAUGGUUCUACUUGCAGACGAUCUGUGCUAGAUUCUCGAAACUAGAAUGAGAAUAUCUCGUGCGGAUUCUUAUGUACCAUCGCGGCACAGUCCUGCUGUUGCUACUUAAGACUAUCUAUUACUAUCCAUCUCCGCACGACGCGAAGAGAAAACUAUCUACGACCAACUUCAAGGCACGCAGAUGUAGCGCCUGUCGUGUGGGUCAUGCAGAUAAUCUUAUCCUCUGCGCAACUGUUCACAUUGUAGUCGUACUAUUCUAAUGCCCGGACUGAAGGAGCUGAUGCGCACGGUGAACCUUUAUGCCUCAACGCAGUUCAUUUCUACAUGAAUUCUUUCCCUCUGUCCUUGUUGGGGUCGGGAAAGAUAAGCAAGAAGUGAAUUGUUUUGAUGCUCUCUAAAAUCUCUUCGAGCAUGAAAAUACUGCAAGGAGCAUUUAUGGACUGUAGUGUGCUUCUAGAUGGCGCUGUCGACUGGAAUUUACUUUGUUCUUAUUGUUGUGCAUUAUGCUCUUUUUGCAGCACUUUAGUAUGUAUCUAUAUACGUUUCCCGCUAGAAGGAAGGAUAUACUGGCCAGCAACUUCAAAUGCCUCCCCCCGUCUUUCCCUUCACAGGCGACAUGACUUUCUAAAAAUGGUUCCAAACAAACGAAGCAUGUCAGAUCCACGGCGUGGAAUCACUACAACAAAUCGUCAGCGAUUCCAAUGCCAAGGGGCUACUGGCGGAUAUUGGGUAUGAUCCGAAUAACCCGAAGAAGCGCUUUCUAGAGGCGCUAGAAAUGUUCACGGAUGAGAUUGCCAUACAGGUACUAGCAAUUACAUACUUGACCUGCGUCGUUAUAUCUGGGCAGUUUAUCAUGGAGGUCACAAAUAGACUUGAAGCUUAUCUAAGUAGCAAGUCCUACUUCUUGCGUACGCCAUUAUACAGAGUUUGAGUCUAUGCGGCUUGGUCUACUGUGGACUAAGGUCCCUUUAUGAGAGAGAAAGUGCACAAACGCGACCAACUGUGCCGGGCUGUGUCAGGUGACACAGGCCGGCAUGCUCGAUUCGGGAGGUUCUAGUAUCUACUGUGGACCAAGGUGCCUUUAUGAAAGUGCACAAACGCGACCAACUGUGCCGGGCUGUGUCAGGUGACACAGUCCGGCAUGCUCGAUUCGGGAGUUUCUAGUAUCUACCGUGGACCAAGGUGCCUUUAUGAAAGUGCACAAACGCAACCAAUCGUGAAGGAGGCGUUUGUGCACUUACAGGCCAGCAUGGUGGGCUCUGCAGUUUCUCACGUUUGGUGUGCGGCAAUGUCAUUUACUUUCCAAAGUCGCAAGUAAGUAUGCGGCCGUGAUGAUCCUUGAUCGAUACUUUGAUGCUGCUGGAUUGAUGAAUUGAGUACAGUCAAUGUCUUGCUCUUGCAGUUGCAAGUGUCCAGAAGAUAGCUACUUUCUCUCGACGUCAUUCUCCUCUUCAUAAUCACCGCCAUCAGCUUCCGAUUUACAUCCAGAAUUCGACGAGAAAAGCGAAUAAAUCCGACCGCUUAACAGCGGAAUUUUCGAAAUAUACGCCAUAUAUGCGGUACCUAACGAACAGCGGGAUGACCAAAACCUUCACCCGCGAGGAAUCCAACAAAAUCGGUGCUGAAGCUUAUGAUAGAACUGACUUCUUGAUGAGUUGGCCUCGUUGCUGUAACUGGAACAAGCGCCAUGCACAUGGCAACUAUAAGCGAAACAUUAACUACUUUGCACACUGCGUGCACUGCUAAUCAUCAUUGACAGUUAGCAGUAAACGCAGUGCGAGUUUCCACUAGAGGAAAAUAAGUAAGACUGGCUUGUUAAUGACUAGAGAAGCAACGCUUUCUAAUGUUGUACGUUGCUGCAGCAGGCGUCGGUUGUUGCUGCUGACCACAUCAACUUGAUCAUUCAAGUUGAGCAGGCAGGUGCCGUAGUGAACCCGGAGUACUUAAGAUUCGCGUAUAUACCUUUACUCAAGGCUUAGGGAAGCUUUUGCCCGGGUUUUCAAGGCUUAGACCUUAAGCUUGGCCCCCAGGGCUUAGGAUGUGAAGAAAGAUGCAUCUUAUCCCCAAAGAUACACUUCCUCCCCCCAGAUACAUCUUAUCUCCACAGAUACACUUGAUCGCCGCUUCUAAUUUUCCAACAGUUAUUCUCUUCCGAAGAUGAUUCUGACGCGAUGCUGCUAUCAACCGCCGAACAAGCUAAGCUCAGGCUUCAAACGGACCGCAACUGCUUUUGUCUAAAUAGACAAGAGUCUGCUAUUCGGAUGGUAAUGAGUGAUCCCUUUGCCUUGAUGGUAAAGAAGUAGUCCAAAUGGCUUCUGCACAUUUGUGUGCUCCAUUUUAUAGAAGCAUUUCUAUUAGCGCUUGCCAAUUUGUGUCGCUAAUAAGUAGUUGACUUACUCUCGCGAAGACCUAUAAACGGUUAGUUUUCGACGUGGUUAGGUACUCGCCGUUGUAUUUCAUCAUCACCACGAUGUCAAACGCUUUCUCCCCUAUUCAGAUUGAUUUUACUACGAUAUUGGCGAACCUCACCUCGUUUCGUAGCGCUCUGAAUUGUUCCCAGCAGGCUAACGACCCAAAUUCCUUAUGGGCUCAAAUUCGCACGAAGCUCGAAACGCUGCAGCACGUGGCCUGGGACUACUGUUUGUUUCCAUGUUAUGGCAUAGAUAAGUCUUCUUGUUGUAGUAUGAGGACUAUCCUGAAUGAUUUUGAAUUUGAUCAUUGUGGAUUCUGGUAGCGACAUGUCUCAACUCAUAUGCAUACGCAUUAGAAAUUAGCUCACUUGUGUCUCGUCGCUGGUAGGUAGCUUACAUACUUGACAGUCAUACUUCUCUCCUCACUUGCUGUCUAGUGCCACGACUCACGCGUUGGUCUUUGUUCUUGUGUUUAUAUUGUAGUCUCUUUAUUACCUUUCUGUUCUAACGAAGGGCGAAAAACCAAGUGUGCUAUGCCAUCAACAAUGAUAUUUUGCGUGGUGUCGAGUCUUCGGCAAGCUUGAUCAAGCAAAUCGAAGGUUUACCCAUCUGGAAGCUCAGCAACAACAGGGUCUUCGCGGAAAGGUUGAACCAAUUGGUGGUCAUCGCUAAGGUACUAUACGGCUUAAGUUUUUUAUUUUGGCGUCGGCUUAAGACUUAGUGCUAGGAUUAUGAAGCUUAGACCUAUAUCUAUAUUUACGCGACCAGCUACACGCAAACUUAUGUUAUUAUGACUCUACGUUGCAGUGCUAUCAUCAUUUUAUGAAACUUCUCUACAGCUUCAAGGCUACCUUCCUUGAAGUAAAAGCCAUAAAAAACGUUGCUAUCAGGAUACUUUUACACGUCGGUGCACGGAACUGAAGGCCUACACCGCACGAAGUAAGUCGAUGACGGACUGGGUUUCAAGAGCUCCGGCAGGUACGCAGAAGGCAGUCGCUGAGAGAGUGGAGCAGAAGCUUGCCCAAGAAUGGAAGGAAUUGAACGCUUCGAUCAAAUCAGUAAAGGACAUGUUAAGAAAUGCGAGGAGAGACAUUGCUGCUUUAAUUCUGUGCUCGCUGCGCAGCAAUGAGUCACUGCGAUCCUUUAGAACUUACUUAUGCUCGCUGGUAGAAGAGUGUGUCGGAAUUUAUCUUUCUUGAUAUGGUCGCUUCUAGAGCUGUGCAGUAGCCGUUGCUUCUUCUAUCGGACUUUAUUACGAAUCGAAUAUAUUAACUAGAGUGAUUAUUAGAAACUCCUCAAUCUCUCUAAUCCAAAAACUUCCGGAGAACGAAAACGCUGAUGACUGGCUUCAAAUUAUGGCAUGGCUGAGUAUACUUCUAGCAUACUGAUGCAUCUUACAAACGCCUGCCCUUCUAGAAUACAGUAGUACUUUGCGCCAUCGCGCCGAGUAUCGAUCUGUUACUCGUGUAGUAGCAGUAGGUCUGGGCGCUACCUUAUUUUUCUUCUAAGCCCUCGCACAUUACUUGCGUCACUUCUAUGAAGACGACAGGCGGCCACGCUGAUGCCAACGACAUGAACGAUCGUUCCGGCGGGGAUGCUGAUGAUGAUGGUGGCCUCGAUGACAUCAUGAAUGUCCGCAGAAAUCAGAAAAGGAAGAAGAAGGACUAAGCCAUUCGUGCUUAAAGCACGCUAAUCAGGAUCCGUCUGGAAUCCAUCAGAUUACUUUACUUUUCAUCAUUUGUUAGCGACGUUCUUGUCGUAUGCAAAAAUAUACUAACUGCGUCAGAAGUAGGUUGUUGAUUUUGAUAAGGUAGCAUUAACGCGACAUCUACUAUUGAAGGAAGCGAGCUUGUUAGCUUCCUCCAUCUUGUUUCUCAUGCUCAUCCCGAGACUGAUUCACAAGAAGUUGGCCGGCGGCCGCGAUGGAGUAGCCCUCAAGUGACAUGCUUCAGCAAGAUGCUGCAAAUUACUACUCGUGGGCUGUCCUCUGAAGCUAUGUAUGAACUAAAGUGAUCUACUAAUGAAGAUUGAUGAGCCUCCGUUUCUUUCUAUAAGAAGAAUUAUUUAUCAGCAGUUGCAGAUCCAUGCCCAUCCUACUACUAGGUGUAGAAUAACCAGCAGCAGCAACAUCAACCAGACGGUGCAUCAAUAUUGUCCGACAACUUUCGCGAUAUCUUGUUGCUCUAUUUUCAUUGGUAACCCUUUGUGAUCUGAAGCAAAAAAGCAUACCUUGGUGGAGUCAUGGCUUAUUAUUGUUUAUUUCUCGUGGUAAGAAUCUGCUGUCCCAACUCACGAACUACAUUUAUUACGAGAAGAUCUACUAAGGCUGAACUCUACUACCUACAAAGUUCAUAUUAAAGAUAACUAAGCAGGCACGUGUAACUGGUCGCCAUAAUUAUAUACAUGAGUAGAGUUAUGUUUGGUGCGGACACAGCCCAAUCCGCGAAGUCAACAUCCUGUGUGUAGUGGCACAGAGCGAGUCUGCCUAGAGCCAUUAGAUAAAUUUACUUGUUCUUUCGUUUUCCAUAUUUUUUGUCAGCUAGAUCAUAGAGUAUGAGACUGGCAAGCUUUCUAGUAUUAGGUCAUGACGAAUUUUCAAGUUUCAACUAGCGGCAGCAUCUGUAGGAGAAGUUAUGACUACGUACUCAAUGGCAUUGCUUUCAUCUUGUUCUUCUUAGAAAUAUAAGUUGUCUUGCUGUGCUUGUAGUUCUUGAAGUAUCUAAUGUUUGUUCUUGAUAUUGAUUUUGAUCUUACAUUAUCGACAUUGUAUAGUGAAAACGCAAUCUCAAUAAAAGCCGCACUUUCCUAGAAGUUAUAAAGAUUGGCAGCGAGUACAUUCUUAAAGAACAGGAUGGUGCGUAUCUGUGAUGGGUAAACUUUCAUCUAUUUGCUGUCUCUCCAAGUAGAAGAUUGCGUUUGUGAGUCUAUCUGUUUUAUAUCUCAUUGUUGGGACUCAUGGUCUAUCUGAUUUAUAUCCCAUUGUUGAGACUCAUGCGGCCGCUCACUACGUAGCUUACCUUGCUCUCUAAACUCUCGGUCGCGCUGUUCGUACUCUUAUUCCUUCGAUUUCCUGCGUAAUCCCUCAUGUCACACCCUUAUGGCUAUGGACAUUCCCAAGAAGUAUCGUCGUAAGUGGAAGUCCAGAGUUUGAUCGCACUUUGUUGAACACUGCAAAACACUUCGGAUUUUCAUCAAAAACGCGAUAAAUACGAAUAUAAAUCAUAAGUGUCGCUGUUCUAGUGAUCUCCACAUCAGUGGAUACUUACAGGAGGAAGAGUUUGCGUCUUUCCUGCUCCUGGCGACAGUCUUACUACUUGCAGGCUGCCUCGAUGGAUAAAUCAAGAAGGUCCAUGUGCGUUCCAUCUAUCAUUCAUGAAACGACGUCGAGGAAUCUUUUGAAUAAUAAAAUUCUCGCGGAGGCCCCCUGAAUGGAUGAGUGCAUGAAUGAUUAAUAAUGGCGGUGCCUUUCGAUGAUUGACGAGAAUCAACGAG
Amoebophrya sp. A25 is the source of this 12236-nucleotide messenger RNA. The record is from the annotation of a GenBank genome assembly. NCBI's taxonomy places the organism in Eukaryota, Dinophyceae, Syndiniales, Amoebophryaceae.